AAAUGUUAUCAAUCUUUUUGAUUAUAAUUUUGAGCCCCCGCAAAAAUGUUAUCAGUGUAACUACUAUACAGCAUGACGAAAAUGUGACAAAAAAUUUUUAUUGACUAAAUAUAUAAAAUGCUCAGACAUUUACUAAAAACUUGACUAAACAAAAACAGGACGAGGUUCACUAAAUAUGAUAACAACUAAAAAGUACAUUUGAUACCAGGACUAAUUUAAAGACUGAAUCUAAGACUAAAUCAAAAUGGCUGACAAAAUUAACACUAGGUCGGAUGUGGUUCCCUUGCAGUUUGUGCAACAAUGAACAAGGAACGGAGAGCAUCUGUGUCAUACAGGAUACAGAGUCUGUCGGUUCAGGAUUUGCAUAAAGGUUUAAUGCAGUUCACAGGCCUCUUAUCAACACACAAAGAGGAAGAGAAAUGUAGUGUACAACAGAGAUUUAUGAUUUUAAAAACUCAUAAAUUUAAUUUCAAGAACACGGUUGAAUAUUUUUUUUUCCUUCUGAAGGAACUCAGUAUCUGUGGACAGUCCUGUCUUUGAAGAAAUAAAACCACCACUGCAUAUGAAAAUCAUACGCAUCUUCGGGAAUCUCUCUGAAAAUAUGCUGCUUCAUUUGUCCUGUCCUUUUUAUGAUGAGCUUUAUGAUGAUGCUUUGGAAGCAACAAUUGAGGGUAAAAUGCACUUGAAAAGAGUUCAUCUUCAAGACAACGCAUCUUAUGAUUGUUAGGUUCUGUAUAGCUUCAUCUCUGAAAAACGAUUUCAUGAGACUGACCUUCACAGAAGCUAAAAUAAAGCACUGCACAUUGAUUGUGUUGUUGCUAUGCUGAUGUCAGUCCGGAUGGCUUCUCCCCUUCUUUUGAUCUUUCUGCUCAUGAUUCCGGAUGUUUUCAGUGAAAAAGCUUGGGGUGUGAGUUACAGUCCUUCACACAUCUGUGCACUAAAGAACUCAUCAGUGAUAAUGAGCUGCAGUUAUACAUACCCUACUGGAUAUAAGAUCACGAAAGUAUUCUGGAGUAAAUUGUUAAUACAUGGUGAAGAGCCUCCAGAUCUGUCUGAGGAUCCUGAAUACAGACAGAGGCUUCAGUAUCUGGGAGACACACAGCAGAACUGCACCAUCAGACUGAGUCAUGUGACACAGAAGGACCAACACAUGUACUGUUUCAGAUUCAUCACUAAUGGUGGCAAAUGGACUGGUAAACCAGGAGUGACUCUUACUGUCACAGAUCUUCAGGUAGAGGCUCCUGAGAGAGUGACAGAGGGUCAUAAUGUCAGUCUGACAUGUAAAAGCAGCUGCACUCUGACUGACAGACCAACAUUCAUCUGGUACAGAAACUCACAGCCAUUAACUGAGAGAAGAGACAGAAACAAUCAACUCCUGCUGCAGUCAGUCAGAAGAGAGGAUGCAGGCAGAUACAGCUGUGCUCUACAUGGACACAGUUACAUCUCUCCUGCUGCUCAUCUCAGUGUCACGUACCCUCCAAAGAAUGUCUCAAUUUCCAUAAAUGGAUCUGGUGUAAUAGUGGAGGGAGAUUCAGUGACUCUGAUCUGCAGCAGUGAUUCAAACCCUCCUGCUCUGAACUUCAGCUGGUUUAAAGGAGGAACGUCUGUAGGAUCUGGAAAAAUCUACAGCAUUUCAAAGAUCAGCUCUGAUCACAGUGAAGAAUACAAGUGCAGAUCCAUCAAUGAACAUGGAGAGAAAUACUCUGAAGCUGUGACUUUAAAUGUCAUGUACCCUCCUAAAAACGUCUCAGUGUCCAUAAAUGGAUGUGGUGUAAUAGUGGAGGGAGAUUCAGUGACUCUGAGCUGCAGCAGUGAUUCAAACCCUCCUGCUCUGAACUUCAGCUGGUUUAAGGAGAAUCAAAGCUCAGCUGUUGGAUCUGGACAGAGUUUCAGUGCACUACAGAGUGGACGCUUCUACUGUGAGGCUCACAAUCAACAUGGAUCUCAGAGAUCAGACGCUGUUACUGUCACUGUACAUGGAAGGAAGUAUCUGUAUGCAGUUGCUGGGGUCACCGGUGGAUUGGGAGGUUUCAUUUUCAUUUUCAUCAUUGUGCUGCUCAUGAAGAAAAAACACAGACCUGAUCCCAUCACACAAAAGCAGGAUGAUGUUUAUGUCAACGUUUCAGCUCAUGAUGAUCCUCUGUCUGAAUCUGAUCCUGCGAGUCAAAACGAUGCCCUCUAUUCUUUAAUUACUCUCAGCAAUAUCAGCCACAAUCAAACUGAAGAAAAAGUGUCUGAUUCUGAAGAUACAGAAGAAAUCCAGUAUGUAACCGUCCUGUAUCACAGAAACAAAGAGAGCAACCAACCGGAAGAGAAUGAAAGCCAGUACGACAACAUUAGAAAAUACCAGCCUGAUGCUGCCAUGAGAUCUGGUCAGCAGGUGGAGGAUCAAUCAGUGAUUUACAGCACAGUCAAAUAAUCAACAGAUCAGUUUGGUGAAAUUUUGGUUCCUGGGAAAACUGAUCUCCAUUUUGACAUCGCCCUCAUGUGGUGGGACUGUGGCACUGCUGGUCUGAUGCUGGAAUUUAAUUUCCUCUUUUUAGUUUUGCUAAAGAGAUGGUGUAUGCCAUGUUUUUGCAAAGAACAUUUUGAUUCACUGGUCCUUUGAUCAGGAUGUUGCUCAAAUCCUAAAUUCUUCAUCCAGUUUGUACGAAAUCUAGAGACCCUCCUGAUAAAAUUUUGGCUAUGUAAUAACUGAAAAUGACAUUUUAACCUACAGUCUUGUUGUCUUAGUUUUUAGGUCUUUGGUUUACAUUGGCCUACCAAUUGUAAUCUUCAGGGAACCCUUUAAAAAUAAAAAUGAAAGAACUCAUCUAAUUUUUAUGAAAUUUGGCACCUUUCUUCUAGAGAGACUCCUGACAAAAACUUGUCAAGAGAAAUUAUUUGUCAAAGCCUUUAGUGUAAAUUAUACAGUUUUCAACCAAAGCCUGUAGUGCCCUGCAUUGAGCACAAUAUCCAAGUUUAUCUUAGGAUGCAUGUUGCGAUGCAUGCAAUAUAUUUUCCUAAUUGACCUGAUUGAGUGAAUAAGGACAUCUUUGGUAUCGCAGGGAUCCUUAGAAGUAUUUUUGUGUGAAACAGCACCUUAUAGUGGCCGUCCAACUCAGGAUCAAACACCCAAAUCUCUUUUAGCUACUCUUAGAAAGUGUAGAAAUGUCUCGUUAAAUGAGAACAAUGCAGAUGACUUGAAGUUUCCUUUAAACCCUUAAGGCCCAUUUCCGUCAUUCAGGCAUAUAAAUAACAUUGGUGUUGGUUGGUACUUUAUCUUUAGUGUGAGUGACUAGAAGUCUAACUAUAGCUUCUGCUGGUUACAUCAAGGAACUGAAACCUCCGCUUGCCCAUCCUCUUUCUACUCAGACAUGGACACAUACAAGCACUGAAUAAACUCUAACCUAAUAAUAUUUAAUGUUGCAACAUCUCAAUUGAUUUUAUUUAAAUCAGAAAAGUUAUUUCUGAUUUAAAUACGGUUACACCAACAAAACCAAAUUUAAGGGUAACAUCCACAUGAUACUGAUUUUAAUUGUGUGAAUAAUGAAAUUAAAUUGAAUUUGUAAAAAAAA
This is a messenger RNA of Cyprinus carpio (common carp), 3557 nucleotides long. RefSeq names its product B-cell receptor CD22-like. NCBI's taxonomy places the organism in Eukaryota, Metazoa, Chordata, Actinopteri, Cypriniformes, Cyprinidae. The record is from RefSeq and is a predicted model, not a curated record. The transcript is spliced from 11 exons. Bases 821 to 2419 code for a protein of 532 amino acids.